GCUCGCUCUUAGAUGACAGUUUUUACCUGGUCCCUGUACAACGGAAAACGAAGUUAUGUCAUUGGAUUGCAUUUCAACUAACAAUUUCAACGACUAGUCAUACCCAUUAUUAAUUAGUUUAUACAUACAGGUUACAUAGAGUUAGAUAUAUAUCACAAACAUAACGGAUCAUGCAUUCAUGAGAUGAUCAGGGAAUAUGAGAUAGACAAUUAGCUAGAAAGUAGCUAGUUAUGAAUGCCAGGCUUGUUUUCGCUUCUGUUGUAAGUUUCAGUUGUUUUGUAAUAAAUAAGAAUGCGGCACAGGGCUCCCAGUCUUUCUCCAUAGACUACAAGAAUAACCGCUUCCUGAAGGAUGGGGCGUCAUUCCAGUAUGUCUCCGGCAGUAUCCACUACUCUCGCAUCCCACGGUUCUACUGGAAAGACCGCCUGCUUAAGAUGUACAUGACUGGACUCAACGCCAUUCAGAUCUAUGUACCCUGGAACUUUCAUGAAACACUGGAGGGUGUGUACAACUUCUCAGGUGAUCGAGACCUGGAGCACUUCCUCGACUUGGCCAAUCAGACAGGACUGCUGGUCAUACUGCGGCCGGGACCCUAUAUCUGCGCAGAAUGGGAGAUGGGUGGUUUACCUGCUUGGCUGCUUCAGAAACCCAAUAUUGUCCUGCGAUCCGCACAUACAGAAUACCUGCAGGCGGUGAGUAACUGGAUGGCCACACUCCUGCCCAAGAUCAAGCCCUGGCUGUACGUAAAUGGAGGAAACAUCAUCAGUGUUCAGGUGGAGAAUGAGUAUGGGAGCUACUUUGCCUGCGACUACAACUACCUGCGGCACUUACGGGAGCUCUUCCGUUACUUCCUGGGCGAGGACGUGAUUCUCUUUACUACCGACGGGAACACGGACCGGGAAAUGAUCUGUGGAACACUGGAGGGUCUUUACGCCACCAUUGACUUUGGGACAGACACGAACAUCAGUGCAGCCUUCCAGCGCCAACGGAGGUUUGAACCAAAAGGUCCCCUGGUAAACUCGGAGUUCUACACGGGCUGGCUGGACCACUGGGGUGAUCGGCACGCUGAGGUGGAUGGUCAGAAGAUCAGCAGCAUGCUAGGGGAUAUGCUGGCCAUGGGAGCCAGCGUCAACAUGUACAUGUUUGAAGGAGGAACAAACUUUGGUUACUGGAAUGGAGCUGAUCAUGACACAAGGUUUCGAUCUGUGGUGACCAGUUACGACUACGACGCCCCUCUGUCAGAGGCUGGAGACCCCACAGAUAAGUUGCUGGCCAUCAGAGAAGUGAUAAGGAGGUUCUUCCCGGUUCCUGAAGGCCCCAUGCCCCCCAGCACCCCCAAGUUCGCCUAUGGUUUUGUCACUCUGAAGAAGGUGGGAAACAUCAGCAGCCUGCUAGACACCCUGUGCCCCACAGGCCCUGUCCAAUCACAGCUCCCCCUGACCUUUGAGGACAUGAAGCAGUAUUACGGGUACAUGCUCUAUCGGACCAAACUGCCGAGGACUCUCCCAGAGGCCACACCACUCAUCUCUCCUCUCAACGGCAUCCACGACCGCGCAUACAUCUCUGUCAACGGGGUGUACAGGGGCCUGCUGCAGAGAGACACCACUCUGGUGAUGAAUCUAACAGGACAGCAGGGGGACCAGCUGGACAUUCUGGUCGAGAACAUGGGGAGGGUCAACUUUGGCAGCAAGAUCCACGACCACAAGGGCCUGUUGGGUGACCUCAUUCUGGGCAAGGACGUCCUGACUGAUUGGCUGAUCUACCCUCUGGACAUUGAUGGGGUCAUAGCCAACGGGUGGCCGCAGUGGGAGCAGGCCGGUGGCACCGGAUUCGAAAGUUCGAAUGGACCCACGUUCUACACGGGAACCCUGGAGCCCACUGGCAUUGCCUGGGACACCUUUCUGAAGCUCCGUGGAUGGACCAAGGGACAGGUGUGGAUUAACGGGGUGAACCUGGGCAGGUACUGGCCACAGAGGGGCCCCCAGCAGACUCUCUACGUUCCAGGGCCCCUGCUUAGCACCUCGCAACCCAACAACAUCACGGUGCUGGAGCUGGAGCAAGCUGCGUCCGACCUCAGGGUUCUGUUCAUGGACCGGGCCCAGCUGAACAGCACUGCAGAUAAAGCGUGACACUACAGCCCUGCCACUCUG
Molecule: messenger RNA, 2150 nt
Organism: Megalops cyprinoides (Indo-Pacific tarpon)
Lineage: Eukaryota; Metazoa; Chordata; Actinopteri; Elopiformes; Megalopidae
Gene: glb1l
Product: galactosidase, beta 1-like
Exons: 16
Coding region: 231-2129 (632 amino acids)
Biological process (GO): carbohydrate metabolic process
Cellular component (GO): vacuole
Molecular function (GO): beta-galactosidase activity
Source: RefSeq, a predicted model, not a curated record